Prionailurus viverrinus (fishing cat) is the source of this 1878-nucleotide messenger RNA. It is a transcript of the gene ZNF713, whose product is annotated as zinc finger protein 713. The transcript is spliced from 6 exons. The record is from RefSeq and is a predicted model, not a curated record. Bases 245 to 1609 code for a protein of 454 amino acids. NCBI's taxonomy places the organism in Eukaryota, Metazoa, Chordata, Mammalia, Carnivora, Felidae. Gene Ontology annotation, molecular function: DNA-binding transcription repressor activity, RNA polymerase II-specific. Gene Ontology annotation, biological process: negative regulation of transcription by RNA polymerase II.
CCAGGAGACCUAGGUUCUAGAACCAGCUCUUUCACUUAGUUCUAUGAUCUUCAGCUUCAGAAUCCUCCUUUAAACCAAAAAGCUGAGAACUAAAUCAGUGCUUCCAACGUGUGUUCUCUGGAAACUUAGUCUCAUCAGAUGCCAUAAGAAAAUUCUCAAAUAACUAAGUUUGCAAGCAAUAUAUAUUUGACAUCCCCUUGGGUUCACACAUAUGAAGGAGAAACCCUGUUCUGCCUAACUUGUUAUGCCCUCUCAGAAUGUUAUACUUUCCCAAAGAGGGAACAUGGAAGAGAAGGAAAUGAAUGAUGAAUCACAGAUAGUCAGGUCUCAGGAAUCACUGACGUUCCAGGAUGUGGCUGUGGACUUCACACGAGAGGAGUGGGACCAGCUCUACCCUGCUCAGAAGAAUCUUUACCGAGAUGUGAUGCUGGAGAACUACAGGAAUCUGGUCGCACUGGGGCAUCAACUUUAUAAGCCAGAGGUGAUCUCUCAGUUGGAGCAGGAGGAGCAAUGGAUGAUGGAAAGAGGCAGCUCAGGGGACAUUCGUGCAGGUGGAGAGAAUAGACCUGAUAUCAGAAAAUCAAUUCCAAACCAGAAUAUUUCUGAUGAAAAUCAAAACCAUGACAUGAUAAUGGAGAGACUAACAGGAGACAGUUUCUGGUACUCCAUCUUAGGAGGACUCUGGGAUUUUGAUUACCAAUUAGAGUUUAACCAAGAAAAUCAGCAGAGACAUUUAGCACAAGUAUCUUUCACCCACAAAAAGAUCACACAGGAGAGAAGCCUUGACUGUAAUAGAUUUGGAGAAAACUAUAAUGUAAACUCAAACCUUAUUAUGCAUCAGAGAAUUCCUUCAAUUAAAAUACCCCUUAAUUCUGACACACAAGGAAAUAGCAUCAAACAUAAUUCAGACUUGAUUUACUGUCAGGGAGACUAUGUAAGAAAGAAUCCUUAUGAAUAUAAUGAAUGUGGAAAAAUCUUCAAUCAACAUAUUCUUCUUACUAAUCAUAUUCAUACUGAAGAGAAACCCAGUGAAUGUGGGAAAGCCUUCAGCCACAACUCAUCUCUUACUCAACCUCAGAUAGUCCUUACAGGAGAGAAGCCCUAUAAGUGUGAUGAAUGUGGGAAAAGAUUCAGCCAGAGGAUUCAUCUUAUUCAACAUCAGCGAAUUCACACAGGAGAAAAACCUUUUAUAUGCAAUGAAUGUGGGAAAGCCUUCCGUCAACAUUCAUCCUUUACUCAACAUCUGAGAAUUCAUACUGGAGAGAAGCCCUACAAAUGUAAUCAAUGUGGUAAAGCCUUUAGCCGUAUCACAUCCCUUACUGAACAUCAUAGACUUCAUACCGGAGAGAAACCUUAUGAAUGUAGUUUUUGUGGGAAAGCCUUCAGCCAGAGGACACAUCUUAAUCAGCAUGAGAGAACUCAUACAGGAGAGAAACCCUAUAAAUGUAAUGAAUGUGAGAAAGCCUUCAGCCAGAGUGCACAUCUUAAUCAACAUAGGAAGAUCCAUACUCGGGAGAAAUUGUGUGAAUAUAAUAAAUGGGCUAAGAAUCCCUACACUUCCCUACACAACUGUGAAAGACAAGAAGUAGAAGACUAUACCAGAUGUUGAGCUGUGGUGCCAUGAUGAAGCUGAGAACCAGGGAAGAGCCUUACUGGCUUAUAUAAAUAACUAAGGAGGUACUAAUAAAUUGGCCUAAAAAUUCAUUUUAUUUAUAUAAAUUUAUUUAUGUAACGCCUUUUUCCAAAAAGAAUUUAAAGUAGUUAAAUUUUUUUUAUGAAUACAGUCCUGUGUAACAGAUAAUCACAUUUUGAUGUUAAAAAGCAUUAUAAAUGUAAACUGUCAUAAGCCACAAAUAAAUACAUUUUGGGGCUGCUUCA